Messenger RNA from Mesoplodon densirostris (Blainville's beaked whale), 2472 nucleotides. RefSeq names its product cadherin 22 (gene CDH22). The coding region runs from base 1 to 2472 and encodes 823 amino acids. Lineage: Eukaryota; Metazoa; Chordata; Mammalia; Artiodactyla; Ziphiidae. Gene Ontology annotation, biological process: cell-cell junction assembly; calcium-dependent cell-cell adhesion; homophilic cell-cell adhesion. Gene Ontology annotation, cellular component: catenin complex; plasma membrane; adherens junction. The transcript has 11 exons. Gene Ontology annotation, molecular function: cadherin binding; calcium ion binding. The record is from RefSeq and is a predicted model, not a curated record.
AUGAGACCGCGGCCCGACGGUCGGGGCCUCCGGGUGGGAGCGGCGCUGUCGCCCGCGAUGCUGCUGCUGCUGCUGCUGAUGCCGCCGCCGCCGCCGGGACCCCUGUGGGCGGCGGGCACGCCUGCGCCCUCGGCGUCCGGGGCUGCGCAGAACGGCGCGCCGGGCGCGGGCCGCGUCAAGCGCGGCUGGGUGUGGAACCAGUUCUUCGUGGUGGAAGAGUACACGGGCACCGAGCCACUGUACGUGGGCAAGAUCCACUCGGACUCAGAUGAGGGUGACGGGGCCAUCAAGUACACCAUCUCAGGCGAGGGCGCUGGCACCAUCUUCCUGAUCGAUGAGCUGACGGGCGACAUCCACGCCAUGGAGCGCCUGGACCGGGAGCAGAAAACCUUCUACACGCUGCGGGCUCAAGCUCGGGACCGUGCCACCAACCGCCUGCUGGAGCCUGAGUCGGAGUUCAUCAUCAAGGUGCAGGACAUCAACGACAGCGAGCCCCGCUUCCUGCACGGCCCCUACAUUGGCAGCGUGGCCGAGCUCUCACCCACAGGCACGUCGGUGAUGCAGGUGAUGGCCUCGGAUGCGGAUGACCCCACGUACGGCAGCAGCGCUCGACUGGUGUACAGCGUGCUGGAUGGCGAGCGCCACUUCACCGUGGACCCCAAGACUGGCGUGAUCCGGACGGCCGUGCCUGACCUUGACCGCGAGAGCCAGGAGCGCUACGAGGUGGUGAUCCAGGCCACAGACAUGGCGGGCCAGCUGGGCGGCCUCUCUGGCUCCACAACUGUCACCAUCGUGGUCACCGACGUCAACGACAACCCGCCCCGGUUCCCGCAGAAGAUGUACCAGUUCAGCAUUCAGGAGUCGGCCCCCAUCGGCACAGCUGUGGGACGCGUGAAGGCCGAGGACUCAGACGUGGGUGAAAACACAGACAUGACUUACCACCUCAGGGAGGAGAGCGGCAGCGGCGGCCAUGUGUUCAAGGUCACCACAGACAGCGACACUCAGGAGGCCAUCAUCGUAGUGCAGAAGCGCCUGGACUUCGAGUCCCAGCCCGUGCACACCGUGGUCCUGGAGGCGCUCAACAAGUUCGUGGACCCCCGCUUCGCUGACCUGGGCACGUUCCGCGACCAGGCGAUCGUGCGCGUGGCCGUGACCGACGUGGACGAGCCCCCCGAGUUCCAGCAGCCCUCUGGCCUCCUGGAGGUACAGGAGGACGCGCAGGUGGGCUCCCUGGUCGGCGUGGUGACGGCGCGGGACCCCGACGCCGCCAACCGGCCCGUCCGGUACGCCAUUGACCGCGACUCCGAUUUGGACCAGAUUUUUGAUAUCGAUGCGGACACGGGCGCCAUCGUAACCGGCAAGGGGCUGGACCGAGAGACUGCCGGCUGGCACAACAUCACUGUGCUGGCCAUGGAGGCGGACAAUCAUGCCCAGCUAUCCCGGGCAUCCCUAAGGAUCCGAAUCCUGGACGUGAACGACAAUCCCCCAGAGCUGGCCACACCCUACGAGGCAGCCGUGUGUGAGGAUGCCGAGCCAGGCCAGCUCAUCCAGACCAUCAGUGUGGUAGACAGAGACGAGCCCCAGAGUGGGCACCGCUUCUACUUCCGCCUGGUGCCUGAAGCUCCCAGCAACCCUCAUUUCUCUCUGCUCAACAUCCAAGCAGACAAUACAGCCGCGGUGCACACGCAGCACAUGGGCUUCAACCGGCAGGAGCAGGACGUGUUCUUCCUGCCCAUCCUGGUGGUGGACAGUGGGCCGCCCACGCUGAGCAGCACGGGGACGCUCACCAUCCGCAUCUGUGGCUGCGAUAGCUCCGGCGCCAUCCAGUCCUGCAACACCACGGCCUUUGUCGUGGCCACUUCCCUCAGCCCCGGAGCCCUCAUCGCCCUCUUGGUCUGUGUCCUCAUCCUGGUCGUGCUGGUGUUGCUGAUCCUCACCCUCAGGCGCCACCACAAGAGCCACCUGAGCUCGGACGAGGACGAGGACAUGCGGGACAACGUCAUCAAAUACAACGACGAGGGGGGCGGCGAGCAGGACACCGAAGCCUACGACAUGUCGGCGCUGCGAAGCCUCUACGACUUCAGCGAGCUCAAGGGCGGCGGCGACGGCAGCGGCGGCGUGGGCCCGGGCGGGGGCGCGGGGAGCCCCCCGCAGGCCUGCCUGCCUUCGGAGCGCCACUCGCUGCCGCAGGGGCCGCCGAGCCCCGAGCCGGACUUCUCGGUGUUCAGGGACUUCAUCAGCCGCAAGGUGGCGCUGGCGGACGGGGACCUGUCGGUGCCGCCCUACGACGCCUUCCAGACCUACGCCUUCGAGGGCGCGGACUCGCCAGCCGCCUCGCUCAGCUCGUUGCACAGCGGCUCAUCGGGCUCCGAGCAGGACUUUGCCUAUCUCAGCAGCUGGGGUCCCCGCUUCCGGCCCCUGGCCGCCCUCUACGCCGGCCACCGCCCAGAAGGCGAGGCCCCGGCCUCCUAG